Molecule: messenger RNA, 2028 nt
Organism: Acanthosepion pharaonis
Lineage: Eukaryota; Metazoa; Mollusca; Cephalopoda; Sepiida; Sepiidae
Source: the annotation of a GenBank genome assembly
AUGUCAGUGAAACAACGAGAGCGCUCUCUCUCUCUCUCUCUCUCUCUCUCUCUCUCUCUCUCUCCUUACUGUCCGAGUCGAGGCCAGAAUGCAGUUAGUUACAGAAUGCAUUUAUCGUUGGAAUUAACAUUUAAGGCGUUCCGUCUGCUGCUACUUAUUUUUUCUCGCAACAUGCAAAUGAUGUUUCCAACGUAUUCUACAUGGAAACAGGAAAAUAUUGCACUAUUCAAUCUGAAUUCAUCUGAAAGUAUUAAUUGUACAGAAUACGAAUUGUAUUACACGGCAUAUUGCAGAAAAUCCUCGACACUCCAACUUAACAUCUCCGAAGUGGAUUGUCCCCAAAAGCACAGCUUUGGAUCGUCACAAAUAAAAAUCACUUUAAAUAAUGAAACAAAUGUAUUGAAUUCAUCUGGAAUACUUUGUGGAAAUUCCUCUUCAUUUGAAAGGAUUCAUAUAUUUGUAUUUCACCAGCUUCAAUUGGAAAAUAAAAUCAUUGUACCUUAUGAACCAGAAUGGAAUCUAAAUGUUAUGUUUUUGAGAGAUACGAAUUAUACAUACGCCAACUGCAGUGAAGGACUCCUUACGGCAUUGUGCAGAACACCUUUAUUUGCUCAGAUCAGAAAAACGAAUUAUUUAAUUGGACUUGGCUUUGUUGUUUUUGCAUUUUUGUGUUUUUUUGUUUGGUAUAUAAUCAAAAUGAAAAAGCGAUGGCAUAGAAAACGUCGAGGCAAUAAUAAUCCAAUUGCAGACGAAGAUUUUUCUUCCACUUCAGUAUUUGUGAAUAAAUCGGAAACGCCAUCUUUUGAACAAUUUUUGCCUGAUGGAGAGGAAACUGUUUUCAUGGAGAAUCAAUUAUACACAAGUUCUGAGAAUCCAGAAGUCAAUGUUAAUUUUCCAUCUCAUCGUCACGUCUCUCUUGAUAACAAUUUAUCUCCACGAAAGGAAAAUACAUGCAAUGAUGACAAAGAGGAAUUUGAUGAUAAUCCUCUAUAUGAUAAUCCAGAAGAGAUUAGAAAUGAAAGUAAUAAAUCUUUCUUAGAUCCGGAAGUCAAUGUUAAUUUUCCAUCUCAUCGUCGCGUCUCUCUUGAUAACAAUUUAUCUCCACGAAAGGAAAAUACAUGCAAUGUUGAUAAAGAGGAAUUUGAAGAUAAUCCUCUAUAUGAUAAUCCAGAAGAGAUUAGAAAUGAAAGUAAUACAUCUUUCUUAGAUCCGGAAGUCAAUGUUAAUUUUCCAUCUCAUCGGUGCGUCUCUCUUGAUAACAAUUUAUCUCCACGAAAGGAAAAUACAUGCGAUGAUGACAAAGAGGAAUUUGAAGAUAAUCCUCUAUAUGAUAAUCCAGAAGAGAUUAGAAAUGAAAGUAAUAAAUCUUUCUUAGAUCCGGAAGUCAAUGUUAAUUUUCCAUCUCAUCGGCACGUCUCUCUUGAUAACAAUUUAUCUCCACGAAAGGAAAAUACAUGCAAUGAUGACAAAGAGGAAUUUGAAGAUAAUCCUCUAUAUGAUAAUCCAGAAGAGAUUAGAAAUGAAAGUAAUAAAUCUUUCUUAGAUCCGGAAGUCAAUGUUAAUUUUCCAUCUCAUCGUCGCGUCUCUCUUGAUAACAAUUUAUCUCCACGAAAGGAAAAUACAUGCAAUGAUGACAAAGAGGAAUUUGAAGAUAAUCCUCUAUAUGAUAAUCCAGAAGAGAUUAGAAAUGAAAGUAAUAAAUCUUUCUUAGAUCCGGAAGUCAAUGUUAAUUUUCCAUCUCAUCGUCGCGUCUCUCUUGAUAACAAUUUAUCUCCACGAAAGGAAAAUACAUGCAAUUAUGACAAAGAGGAAUUUGAUGAUAAUCCUCUAUAUGAUAAUCCAGAAGAGAUUAGAAAUGAAAGUAAUAAAUCUUUCUUAGAUCCGGAAGUCAAUGUUAAUUUUCCAUCUCAUCGUCGCGUCUCUCUUGAUAACAAUUUAUCUCCACGAAAGGAAAAUACAUGCAAUGUUGAUAAAGAAGAAUUUGAAGAUAAUCCUCUAUAUGAUAAUCCAGAAGAGAUUAUAUUUUAA